Molecule: messenger RNA, 971 nt
Organism: Pecten maximus
Lineage: Eukaryota; Metazoa; Mollusca; Bivalvia; Pectinida; Pectinidae
Exons: 3
Coding region: 42-770 (242 amino acids)
Source: RefSeq, a predicted model, not a curated record
UACAUACAGUUAUAUUAAAGUUAUGUAAAGUUGGUGAAAAUAUGAAAUUCUCUAUUUUCUCCUAUGCAACUGCCAUAACAAUCACAUUUCUAAUUAGAAUACAUGCAUCAUGUUUUAUUGGACUAGAACAAACCUUAUUCAAGGACCGGAUUAACAAUAAUCAUAUGAUUCGGCAAUCAUCGGUUAUCUCCGUGUUGUCCUGUCUGCGGCAGUGUUUCAAACUGGCCACUUGCAUGUCAUUUUUCUACAACGAAAUGACAAAUGUAUGUAAUCUCCAAGGCAUCGUGUAUCUCUAUGAGGAACAGGGAUCUGCUGACCUCGGUUCACGGUACUUUGUACCAAUGGGAAAAGGAAAAUGUCCGGACUUUGGCGGUUUCAUGUACAAUAGAGCGUUGGAGAUAUGCUACAAUUUCAAGUGCUGUGAACUCUACAAUGCCAACGAAUUGAAGGCGAAAUGUAAUGCCACCGGGACGAGCUUGAUCAAGAUAGACAGUUCUGAGAAGCAGGCUCACAUGGCAGCAUUCCUGGAACAAGGCAACACAAGUUAUACAUUGAUUCAAGGCAUACUCGGUAAUAAUGGAAUAUAUACGUAUGAGGAUGGCACAAAUAUGACAUAUUUCAACUGGAACUCUGCUGAUAAUGAGCCGGAGCAACGUAAUAACGAGGUCUUUAUUUUGCUAAAGAAGAAUGAUCAGUUUCUGUGGCACGACGCACGUAACACUGCUACAUAUGCGAGUUCCAACUUGGUGUGUGAAACGCCUGUCUUGUAACGUAUUGGUACAGGCAUGACGCUUUCUGACAUUUUACCUAUCACAACAUGUGUAGAGACACAACAUGUGUAGAGAAUAACUGGUGUAGUUUAUUUAAUACAAUAAUUGCUUUGUGUCUUCAUCACGUCAGUUGGUUUGGUUUAUUUUGUUUAACGUCCUAUUAACAGCCGGGGUCAUUUAAGGACGUGCUAGGUUUUGAGG